Messenger RNA from Kwoniella shivajii, 1059 nucleotides. RefSeq lists its product as uncharacterized. The transcript is spliced from 8 exons. Gene Ontology annotation, molecular function: zinc ion binding; alcohol dehydrogenase (NADP+) activity. The record is from RefSeq and is a predicted model, not a curated record. Bases 1 to 1059 code for a protein of 352 amino acids. Gene Ontology annotation, biological process: alcohol metabolic process. NCBI's taxonomy places the organism in Eukaryota, Fungi, Basidiomycota, Tremellomycetes, Tremellales, Cryptococcaceae.
AUGACUAUCACUCACGCUACCGGUUACGCCAUCAAAGAUGCCAAAGAUUACCUUAACUUUGAGCUUACCAAAUACGAACUUGAACCUCUCGAAGAUGAUCGAGUUACAGUCAACGUAGAAUGCUGUGGUGUUUGUGGAUCUGAUCACCACACCAUCUCCGGUGGUUGGGGACCAUGGGAAACCAAAUUCGUCGUUACAGGACACGAGGUCAUUGGUAAAGUAGUCGAAGUAGGAUCAAAAGUCACAGAAUUCAAAGUCGGUCAAAGAGUCGGUGUAGGUGCUCAAGUCGGUUGUUGUGGAAAAUGUAAAUCAUGUAAAGGAACCAAUGAGAACUAUUGUGUUCAACCCGUUCAUGGUUACAACACCAAAUGGUACGACAACGCUGAACACCAAGGUGGUUAUUCUACCCAUGUCAGAGCUCAAGAACGAUUCGUUUUCCCUAUUCCUGAGAAACUCGCUUCCACCGAUGCCGCUUCCAUGCUCUGUGCUGGUAUCACCACCUUCUCACCUCUUGUCAGAAACGGUGCUGGUCCCGGUAAGAAAGUCGGUGUUGUAGGUCUUGGUGGACUUGGUCACUACGCCGUUCUUUUCGGUACUGCUCUUGGAGCUGAAGUGACCGUAUUCUCCCGAUCUGACGCCAAGAAAGAAGAUGCGCUCAAAAUGGGAGCUAAAAGAUUCAUCGCCACAACUGAAGGAUUUGAAAAAGAUUUACAGUUUGAAUUUGAUUUAAUCAUCGUCACUGCAUCUUCAUCCAAGUUACCUAUCAAUGAGUUAUUGACCACAUUAGAUGUUGAGAAGAAAUUGGUUUUCGUAGGAAUGCCAGAAGAUGGAUUAUCAAAUAUCACUUCUCAAGCUUUAUCAGGUAACGCAGCCGCUUUAGCUUCUUCUCAUUUAGGUAACAAACAAGAAGUUUUGCAAAUGUUGAAAUUGGCUGAAGAGAAACAAGUUAAACCUUGGGUAAACGUUCUACAAAUGAAAGAUGCUGCUAAAGCUAUUCAAGCCGUAGAGGAUAACACUGUCAGAUACAGAUCUGUCCUCAUUCAAGAUAUUGAAGCUUAA